Molecule: messenger RNA, 2047 nt
Organism: Clupea harengus (Atlantic herring)
Lineage: Eukaryota; Metazoa; Chordata; Actinopteri; Clupeiformes; Clupeidae
Product: WW domain-containing adapter protein with coiled-coil-like
Biological process (GO): regulation of autophagy; positive regulation of TORC1 signaling
Cellular component (GO): nucleus
Molecular function (GO): RNA polymerase II complex binding; chromatin binding
Source: RefSeq, a predicted model, not a curated record
CUGCGUCUGUGUCGAUUUAGAGACUAUCUCCAUAGUCGGGUCGUGCAGUGUAUAGGCUAAUGAGAGAUGGACCGUGCACUUCCGAGAAGCGAAGGAACGAAGCAGUGACACUAGCUGAAGUCCCAGUCUCUUUUAGUGAAAUUAAGGCACAUAUCGAGUUGCUGAAUAUACUAAAGACAACCAGAAUAGUUGUACUUCUUUCACCUCUACGCCCGCACACAUUAAUACGGCAUUGAUGGUAAUGCAUGCAAGGAAACCACCGAGAUUCAGUGAUGGGUGCAGUGACCGAAGGGAUUCUCAAUCCUACCAGACCUACAAAUAUCCAUUGAAGAACCACCCAGUCACUGACCAACGUCAUGAGAAAACUAGAGAUGCAUCAGAUUCCACCCCACCUAGCAAAAUGUUCCGCCGCUCUGACAGUCCCGACGGCAAACCUACCGACCUUAUAGCACUUAGCAAGGCGAAAUCAGUCCAUACACAGCGUCAACGAGAAAGAGAUGGCGGAACCAGCUGCUCUCCACAGGAGAACUCUCUCAGCCACAGCAGCCACCACGGAUCAAACUCUCACUCCCAUCCAAGCAAAGCUUCAGACAUGCCACACGAGCCUGCAGAUGACUGGUCAGAGCACAUCAGCUCCUCUGGAAAGAAGUACUACUACAACUGCAGAACCGAGGUCUCUCAAUGGGAGAAACCAAAGGAUUGGGUUGAGAGGGGGCAGAGACCGAAAGAAGCCUCUAAAUCAAUGCUCACUGUCAACAGCUUUCCCAAAGACCGGGACUACAGACGAGAAGCCAUGCAGGCUUCAGCCACCAGCGCCUUCUCCAGUACCAAGAGUGCUGCAGCGGACAACCCCACCAGCCAUCCAGCUUCAUCACAGUCCGCCUCCACUUCCUCCUCUUCAUCCGCCUCCUCCAGUGCUGCACAGGGCAUGAACCCCUCAGGGGCCUCCACCUCCACCUCCUCCUCCUCCUCAGUUCCUGCCUCCACCUCCUCCAGCACCACGAUGCAUGCGUCCUCCGCCCUCCAGUCCUCCAGCGCCGCCCUGCUGCAAGACCCGGCUCUGCUCCGGCAGCUGCUGCCUGCCCUGCAGGCCACGCUUCACCUCAACCAUGGCAACGUGGAUGUGGCCAAGCUCAACGAAGUUCUCACCGCCGCUGUCACACAAGCUUCCUUACAGUCUAUGCUUCAUAAACUUCUCACUGCUGGACCGUCUGCUUUCAACAUCACUACUCUGCUUUCCCAAGCUGCCCAGCUCUCCACACAAGCCCAGACAUCAACCCAGUCCCCGAUGUCGCUGCCGUCAGAUGCCUCGUCUCCAAGGUCUUAUGUGUCUCCACGGGUCAGCACCCCUCAGAUCAACGCAGUCUCCCUGAAGCAACACCUGAGCACAGCUGCGCUGUCCUCCCAGCCGAAGGUUAAUGCAUCGCUGGUGAAGUCAGGAUCAGCCGCUCCACAGGCCUUCACCCCUGCCGAGAAAGCCCUGGAAUUGGAGGAUCCACGUCUGCACCGACAGAAUAGUCAGGGCAGCACUUCGCCGGCUUCCAACCAUGUGGCUGGUGGAGCGUCAGUGUGCAGUGGUGGCACUGGUACAUUACCCAGCAGCACCCUAGCCUCUGCCGGAACCCCUGGCCGACCUCAGAGUGGGUUCACGCCUUCGCUGGUGACCCACUUCAACGAGAAUCUCAUCAGACACGUGCAGGGCUGGCCUACUGAACACGUGGAGAAACAGGCCUCACGGCUGAGGGAGGAGGCCCACAACAUGGGCAACUUGCACAUGUCGGACAUCUGCACCGAGCUGAAGAACCUCAGGUCUUUAGUGCGUGUGUGUGAGAUCCAGGCCACUCUCAGAGAACAGAGGAUACUCUUCUUAAGACAACAAAUUAAGGAGCUGGAUAAGAUGAAGAAUCAGAACUCCUACAUGAUUUAAGGGCCUAGGGGAGUUGGUUACAAGACCAGGCUCUGACAACAGAAACACCUAGACCCACACACACUCACACUCACACUCACACUCACACUUACACACACACUCACUCUCUCUCUCUCUCUC